This is a messenger RNA of Alternaria viburni, 408 nucleotides long. RefSeq lists its product as uncharacterized. Lineage: Eukaryota; Fungi; Ascomycota; Dothideomycetes; Pleosporales; Pleosporaceae. The transcript is spliced from 3 exons. The coding region runs from base 1 to 408 and encodes 135 amino acids. The record is from RefSeq and is a predicted model, not a curated record.
AUGGACGUCGUCAGCAAGAAAGACAUACUAGAGCAGGAAAACUUCACAGCGCAAAGAAUCAUGCUAUUCGCAGUCAAACAGUCUGCAGAAAUGGCACGGAACUACUUCUAUACGUGGCCCGAGGACAAAGAUGGGAACCGUAUGCUAGGUAGCGCACUUUCUUGUGGUAUUUGUGAGGACUUGGAAGAGGAGGAAGUGGUGUUCAUCAAGAGUUGGAUUGAAGAAUUAGAUGCAAUCAGGGAGAAGAGGACUGAGCAACAGGAGAAGGACAAGGAUGAAAAGGAUGAAAAGGAAGACAAAGACGCUAAGUUGGAUGAUUUCGAUGAUGGUCGAGGUGACUUCGUCGUAGUCAAUAGGCGAAGGGCCAGAUCAAAUAGGGGGACCGGAGGCGGUGGUAUUGCGCAAUAG